AUGCGCUACGCCCUAGCUCUUGCGCUUGCGAGCGCACUCGUGUCGGCUGCCCCUCGGCCAGCACAUCACCAGCGUCAGGACACCCCGUCUUCAGCGACGGCCUCCUCGUUCCAAGCGUCUGACUCUCUUGUCGCAAGCGAUACAGCAGCAUCCUUCUCUGCGUCUCUUGCAUCCCUUUCCGAUGCUGUGGUAUCGGGGAGCGUCACCUCUGCGUCCUUCUCUGUGCCACCUUACGCGGUCGAAGUAUCGCCGACAGAAGGCCAGCCAUCUGCGGCGGCAUCAUCUGCAGCGCCAUCUGCCGCCAGCGUCACAUAUGGCAAUUACUCAGGCUCUGCGUCUUCAGUCUACACCUCGUCAACUACCCCCGCUCCAAGCUCGUCCGGCCUCAACAGUUCAAUCAUACCGGUGACGGCUACCGUAGACCCCGUUAAGGGUGACCCCGAUGGACCUGCGUUCAGCAUCGAAACCGGACCCGCGCAGCCCGUGAAAAGCGGCAAAGGCGCCCCUUUCGCGGGCCCGACGAACGAGAAGAUCGACCAGCAAAAUCCGGAUUUUCUGGCUCCUCCAAGCACUGACUUCGGAUUCAUCGGCAGCGCCAAAUGGUCGAUGUCGCUCGGGCCAAUGCGCCUGCUCGCCGGAGGCUGGGUGCGUCAGGAAGACGAGACCGUGAUGCCCUUGGCCGAUGAGAUGGCUGGCGCUGUCAUCCACCUCGAGCCGGGCGCAAUCCGUGAACUUCAUUGGCAUAGCAUCGCCGAAUGGGUCUACGUCAUAAAUGGAACGACUCAGAUAUCUGCGGUGGACACGCAGGGGCGCAACACGUUUGGCACUGCUAACACCGGCGACCUCUGGUAUUUCCCGCCUGGUAUAGGUCAUCAUCUUCAGGCAACUGGCGAUGCACCCUCAGAGUUUGUGCUUAUCUUCAAGACCGGCCUCUUCGACGCAUCGAAAACGUUCUUGGUCACGGAUUGGUUAGCCCACGUUCCCUUUGGCGUCCUUCAGAAGAACUUUGGCGUCGAAGGGACAGACAAAUUCACCAAAAUACCAUCUGAAGAGUUGUACAUCUUCCCUGGCGAACCGCCUGCACUCGAUGGCGCCUCCCUCCCAGACGCGCCGCAAGGCAAGAUCCCCAAUGAGUUCGUCUUCGCAAUGUCGCAGAUGGAGCCCGAGCGCUUUGAUGGCGGGACGGUGAAAGUCGCGGACUCGUCCAAUUUCCCCGCUUCAAAGGAGAUCGCGGCCGCGGAAGUGACGCUCGAGCCGGGGGCGAUGCGCGAGCUGCAUUGGCACACGACGGCGGACGAGUGGACCUUCUUUAUCGAGGGCAACUGCCGGAUGUCGAUAUUCAACUCGAAUGGCGCGCGCACCUUCAACUACGAGCCGGGGGACGUGGGCUACGUACCGAUCUCGAUGGGCCACUACGUCGAGAACAUCGGCAACACGACAGCAAGGUUCCUCGAGAUAACGGACUCCACUGAAUUCGAAGACAUCAGCCUGACUCAAUGGCUCGCCCUGACCCCGCCCGAGAUCGUCAAGGCGCAUUUCGGAAUCGAUGACGAGACUGUCCAAGGAUUGUCGCAAACGAAGAACAGGGUCGUGCCUGGGCGCAGUGCCAGCGAUGCAGCAUGAGAGGCGAUCUACGAUGGCGCCCUUGUCACGAUAGUCGAUGCUGACUAGGGCAUGCAUACGGACAU
Molecule: messenger RNA, 1688 nt
Organism: Schizophyllum commune H4-8
Lineage: Eukaryota; Fungi; Basidiomycota; Agaricomycetes; Agaricales; Schizophyllaceae
Product: Bicupin, oxalate decarboxylase/oxidase
Exons: 16
Coding region: 1-1623 (540 amino acids)
Biological process (GO): oxalate metabolic process
Source: RefSeq, a predicted model, not a curated record